Molecule: messenger RNA, 2662 nt
Organism: Oncorhynchus kisutch (coho salmon)
Lineage: Eukaryota; Metazoa; Chordata; Actinopteri; Salmoniformes; Salmonidae
Product: serine/threonine-protein kinase pim-3-like
Exons: 6
Coding region: 378-1358 (326 amino acids)
Biological process (GO): protein autophosphorylation; negative regulation of apoptotic process; regulation of mitotic cell cycle
Cellular component (GO): cytoplasm
Molecular function (GO): protein serine/threonine kinase activity; ATP binding
Source: RefSeq, a predicted model, not a curated record
AUUGGCGUUAUAGAAAAGGUAGGGAAAGACUGUGCCAGAGCUCAAAUCCGUUCCGUGAUAUCAACACAGUCCCUUGGAUUUCUUACAAACUUCUUCGAUUGCAGUUAACAGCUCUGCAAGUGUCCUUUCUUCAGUACUUCAAGAAAACUGUAAUCUUCCAUGUGCAGAAAUCAAGAGACAGGAUUCUAUUUGUACGCAGCGUUUCUAAUCUGGAAAAGAUAGAGGCGGCAUUGUAUUUGAGUCACGGCGACGGGCGGGUGGAGUUGGCACACUGGAUUUAUUAGCUAGCGUUAGCCUUUUCAAUCAUAUUUCCAUAGGAUUGGAUCGGGAUCUACCUUUUCAGAUAAACAAGGAUUUCUUCUGUCUUCCGUUUGAAUAUGUUGCUGUCAAAGUUUGGCUCAUUCUCACACAUUUGCAACCCUUCGAGCAUGGACCCGGUGAAAAUACAGCUCCAGCCAGUUAAAGUGGAAAAGGAGCCGUUCGAAAAGGUUUACAAGGUGGGUUCCGUGCUCGGCAGCGGUGGAUUCGGCACAGUCUAUGCCGGUAGUCGGCUCUCCGAUGACGCACCGGUCGCAGUUAAACACGUGCAGAAGGAGCGGGUGACCGAAUGGGGUACUAUUAAUGGUGUGAUCGUGCCUUUGGAGAUUAUUUUAUUGAAGAAAGUCAGUUCGUCGUUUCGAGGGGUUAUACAACUCCUGGAUUGGUAUGAGCGACCAGACGGCUGGUUGAUUGUCAUGGAACGCCCGGAGCUGGUUAAGGAUCUUUUCGAUUUCAUAACUGAGAAGGGUGCUUUGGACGAGGAGACUGCGAAGGGAUUUUUCCGUCAGGUUUUGGUGUCUGUCCGCCACUGCUACAGCAGCGGAGUAGUUCACAGAGAUAUCAAAGAUGAAAAUCUGCUUGUAGACCUACGCACUGGGGACCUCACGCUUAUUGACUUUGGUUCAGGGGCGAUUCUCAAGGACACAGUCUACACUGACUUUGACGGUACAAGAGUAUAUAGCCCGCCAGAGUGGAUUCGCUUCCAUAGAUACCACGGGCGCUCUGCUACGGUGUGGUCGCUAGGGGUGCUUCUGUAUGACAUGGUCUGUGGAGACAUCCCCUUUGAGCAAGACGAGGAAAUCCUCCAGGGGAGACUGUACUUCAGGAGGAGAGUGUCUAAUGAUUGCCAGCAGCUGAUCAAGUGGUGCCUGUCGUUACGGCCCUCAGAUAGGCCUACUCUGGAACAGAUCCUGGACCACCCUUGGAUGCGCUUGGCUGGGGAAGUGUCGAUAUCCUCCAAGACGGAGGAUGGGGACAUCCGGCUGAGGACCAUCAAAACGGACAUAUCUAGCACAAGCUCCAGCAAGGAGAGCCUAUGAAAGAGGGAAUGAGAGGAAAGAAUGGACAUGAGGGGGGGUGUUAACUGGACUUAAAGGGCUCUGGUCCUUAUGCCCCACCAUGGCUUGGGCAGGCAGAAAACUUUUUUUUUUGUUGUAUGGAAUUAUUAUAAUUUAUUAGUUUGUUCUUCCUUUUGAUCUUUUAUUUUUAUACCUCAUUGUUUCCUAAUGUGGGACAUUUGCUGUUUGGGGCGGUCUUUACCAGCGACUAUUUAUUUUGUACUUUAUUCUUUUCUAAUUUGUUAUAACGGUGGGUUUAUGCAUCUGGUUUAAAGCCCCCUAUUCAGACCGACAUGGCUGCUCUCAUAGAGCUAGGAGAAUACUUUAUUUUUAAACAUUUUGAUUUGUAGUGCCUUUUUGAACGCUGCUUCUCGGUGCUUUUGUCAUAAUUUGUUUUGUUAUAACCCUUUCCGGCUGGUUUGUUUGUACGUAUCCCACCCUGUCAUGAUGGAGAUGAGUUGUCUUCUUCCAUAACAGUGUGGUAAACUACACCACCCAGCAUGCUUAGGGAUCAUAGGAGGGGGGGAUGUGUUGACCAUGGAAUGCUUGAAACACAACUCACUCACACUGCACCCCCUUACUAAGCUGCUCACUCAUACUAUAGCCUCAGUCAUUUGUAUUUCUCAAAAUUGAAUCCUUUCAUUUCUGAAUGUGUAUAAAAACUACAUUAAUAUCUGUGUGUUUAGCCCCUUGGAAAUGUAUUUUACUUAAAUGUAUUGCCUUUCCCCCAUCUCGUAGCUGGCACUAUCUCCUGCCCUGAACUAGUGUAUCCAUGACUUAAGUGUGAAAUGCACAAUCAAUGCAAUAUUCAUGGUCUAUUUUUCAAUACAAAUAUUGUGCAGGUUUUUUUUCUGCCUAUGCUUUUCAUUUCUUCAGAACAUGUAGACGUUCCACACUCUUGUAGCUUAUUCAUUUAUUGUCGAUGUUUAAGAGUGAGAAAUCCCAGAGUUUGCAUAUCUUUACAUGGCCUUUUGUUUUGCAUUCCUGUCAUUUUCUUUUACACAAUUUGUUUUGAUUGUGGAUGGAUGCACUGAAGUUGUCUGAAGGGAAUAAAACAAGGUAUACUUACAUUUGGAAGAGCUAUGAAUGUUAUUAAAAAAAUGUUUUUGUCCUUUCUGUGGUAAUGUUGGGUUGGAUAGGGCUAUUCUAGUUAGUGACUAUGAUAUGGCUUGCCUAGUGUUAGAUAUUAUCUUUCAGUUUAGCUGUAUGACAUGAAUGAUAGAGAUCUGGAGAUGUUUUAUUUUUUUUAUACAAACUUUUCAAUUAAAUCUCUUUUUGUACAUAAA